AUGUCGACCGGAACAAAUAGCAAUGCAACAUCUACAGUGCCGGAGUAUGGAUUUGAUGAGCUCGAGCUUGAGAAGCUCGACACAUUCACGGAAUGCAUAAUGCAGCCCGGGCUGUCCCCUGCAUAUAACAGUUCAGAUGGUUACCUCUCUUCUUUACCAAUGGGUCUGGAGCUGUCAACACCUCAACCCAAUAUCGAUGGGUUCCAUAUGAUUUCAAAUCCAGAAUCUAUUGAGCAUGCUGAAGCUCUCAGUGUUGGAGCCACAGCGUGUAUGCCUUGGAUGUGCGAGCCCAACACCAGGAUGGAUGCAUUAUCAUUCUCAUCGUCAUGGUCCGAGGAUAGAGUUCCCCCAUCUAAUAUCCUGAUAGAUGCACCAAAUGCCAGCAAGGGACUCCAAUCCCCAGAAGUCCGCCAAAAGAGUGAUCCAUUAUCGCCUGAAACUCCAGAAUACCCACUUGCGCUCGACGGAAUGAUGAAUUUUGGUUGCAGCUGCUACAAGCAAGUUAUCGGGGAGCUCGUCAGGUUCGAAUUCAGAACGAGCCAAAAUGGACUGUCCAGGAUUGAUAGUAUACUGGCUUGCCAGAAAGAACUGCUCAUCCAUACGGAAUCCAUUUUGCAGUGUCAAACAUGCUCCCAGUCGGAGGCUCAAGCCAACGUUCUGAUGGUGAUUAUUGUGAUCAUCGACAGCCUUUUGACUUCUCUUGAUGCAACAGCCACAUCAGUCAAGCCAGGUAUCAUCAAUGGCAUUCCCGAAGUGAACCCCCAGAUGAGUCGCAUACAGAAGGAUCCCGGUAAUGGCUUUAGGUCUCAUAUCGACACGUGUCCCCUGCUGGUCGGGGGAUUCCAAGUUCCGGCCGAGGAAAAGUGCUCGUUGGAUGUCCUGGAGAUUAUGUCGGAGUUGCAGAACGUUCAAGCAGUGGUCGAUGUGGAAACCAUUUUGGACUUGACACAUCGCGUGUGUUUGCAAGGCAAAGCCAUGAUCCAUUGCACCGACUGCAUCAAGACAGCGCAGUCAUCCCUUGCGAACCUUCCAACACUUUCCGAGAAUUGUCUGCCGUUACUCGAGGCACUGUGGUCAGCGUACGACGUGCCAACACAGUCCGGAUUUUUCGACUCGGCCAUGCUCUCCUUUGAACAGCCUGCAGUCCCUAUCAUCUGCAUUCGCAGCAAAGCUAUCUUGGGUCAGACGGAGUUGGACGAUAUAGAGGCCCGGCUGUUGGUCCGGACACUACUGGCACGCAGUCUGAUCUGUUUGGUGGAACUGAUGGAUCGUCUGAAAGGCGUUUUGCGGGUGCUGCUAGAGAAUCCCCAUGCUCAUCGGAAUGGCACUGCCACGCUGAGAGCGUGCGAAGCGUCUGUUGAGUCUACGAUUAGUCGACUGGUUGUUCUUAUGCAAAUCAUCGAAGGGGAUUGUCACAGCCCGUCCAUGCCGGUUGGUUGUCUCGACACUCGCUGA
This is a messenger RNA of Penicillium argentinense, 1455 nucleotides long. RefSeq lists its product as uncharacterized. The record is from RefSeq and is a predicted model, not a curated record. The transcript is spliced from 2 exons. NCBI's taxonomy places the organism in Eukaryota, Fungi, Ascomycota, Eurotiomycetes, Eurotiales, Aspergillaceae. Bases 1 to 1455 code for a protein of 484 amino acids.